UAAUCAUCAUAUAUAUAGUUCCUUAAUUUUGUCUUGUUUGUGUUAAUUAGUUCCCUAAACUUGAGGAGGGGAUUUUGUGGAUGAAUCCUACUUAGUCAAACUCACAUGUAUUAAAAAAAAAACAUGUAAAACAAUCUUGUUGCAAGAUAUCCGCAACAAAAUUGAGAUAAAACAAGAUAAUAAUUUCCAUAAAAUCAAACACGAUAUCUGAUAUUUGAUAUUGAAUUGAAAUGAAAAGGGCAUGCUUUGUGUUUGGUUAGUUCAUGUUUUUAUACAUAGCAAGAUCUUAAAACCAAAAAACCAUUGCCAAAACAAAGAAAAUAACCAAAAACGAAAAACUAAAUAAAAUAAAAGAAACAAUAGAAACAAUAAAAGAUAUGAAUAUUUGUCUCAACAAUCAAAAUCAUAAGAUUUGGUGGAGAGAGAUAUUAAACAAUGAAAGUGAGUGUGGAGAUAAUAACGGGGACGUUUAUUGAUGCGGACGUGAGUGAAGAUACGACGGUCAAAGAACUGAAGGAGAAGAUCGCGGCGGAGGUGAAAUCACCGGUGACUCGUUUGAUACUUGUCAUCGGAGAUGAAGAGACGAGAAGGAUGGUGAUGGAGGAUGAAGAUGACAUGAUGCUGAGAGAUUUAGGAGUGGGAGAAGAUUCUCAUAUGUAUUUGUUCUUUAAGCAUCCUGAUUUGGUUUCUGAGGAAGAGGAAUCUAAAGGAGGAGGAGAAGAUGAUGAUGAUCCUAUGGAGGAGGUUUCGUCGGAAGCAGAGAGUCCAAGAGGAAACGAAGAAGAAGACGAAAAGCCAAAAAUAGACGGGGAAGAGAAGGAUCAAGCGAUGAAGGAUGAAGAAGAAGAUAGCGAUGAGAAAGUUGAAGAAGAUGAAGAAGCGAAGCAGAAUGAGAAGGAUGGUGAAGCAAAGGAUAAUGGUGAUGAUGAUGUCAAAGAGGAACCAAGAGAGGGUGAAGAAGGAGAUAAUAAAGAGGAAAUCUAGGGUUUCUUGAUUUGAUAUGAGAUUUGUUUUAACAAUUCCAUUUUUAUUGUUUUGCAUUUGUGAUUAUCUUGUUAUAUUGUUUCUUGGUAUACAAGUAAACAACUAAACAUUGUUUUAGGUGUCUUACCAGCAUAAUAAAAAAUUGAUUUUGUUCUGUUUAGUUUCUUUUGUUUAUUCUCCGUCUUCUCUGUAGAAAAAACAGAUCAAAAGUUUCUCUAUGGGACAGUGGUUGGUUCUCAAAUCUAGUUGGCCAUUUCAGGCUAGAGAAUCCAGUUAACCGGAAAAUUCGACUGGUCAAAAGAUGAAGAUAAUACAUUACCAAACAUUACAUUAGUAAAGCUCUUAAUAGAGUUUAAAUAUCCGGCGACUUUCUUGUAUACCUAAAACAUCGAUGGUAACAUCUUGAAGUUGUAGAGUCCACCUACUCGCUAGUCGCACUAUUUAAAACUCAUU
Molecule: messenger RNA, 1437 nt
Organism: Arabidopsis lyrata subsp. lyrata
Lineage: Eukaryota; Viridiplantae; Streptophyta; Magnoliopsida; Brassicales; Brassicaceae
Product: acidic leucine-rich nuclear phosphoprotein 32 family member B
Exons: 1
Coding region: 436-984 (182 amino acids)
Biological process (GO): proteasome-mediated ubiquitin-dependent protein catabolic process
Cellular component (GO): cytosol; nucleoplasm
Molecular function (GO): proteasome binding; ubiquitin binding; polyubiquitin modification-dependent protein binding
Source: RefSeq, a predicted model, not a curated record